This is a messenger RNA of Syngnathoides biaculeatus (alligator pipefish), 532 nucleotides long. RefSeq names its product late histone H2A.2.2-like. The transcript has a single exon. Gene Ontology annotation, cellular component: nucleosome. The coding region runs from base 68 to 484 and encodes 138 amino acids. Gene Ontology annotation, molecular function: structural constituent of chromatin; DNA binding; protein heterodimerization activity. NCBI's taxonomy places the organism in Eukaryota, Metazoa, Chordata, Actinopteri, Syngnathiformes, Syngnathidae. The record is from RefSeq and is a predicted model, not a curated record.
UUGGGGGGGGUGAUAAUACUGAUUUGUCAGUCUGCCAUUUUGUACAAAAGUGCCACACUGUUCCAAGAUGUCUGGCCGAGGAAAGACUGCCGCCCCAAAGUCCAAAACUACAGUUUCCAGGUCUGUGCGAGCGGGCGUCACCUUCCCAGUUGGGCGCAUCCACAGGCUGCUGAGGAAGGGCAACUACGCCCAACGUGUGGGCAAUGGCGCUGCGGUCUACCUCUCCGCCAUCUUGGAGUACCUAUGUGCCGAGAUCUUGGAGCUAGCAGGGAACGCCAGCCGCCAAAACAAGAAGCUGCGCAUCGCCCCUCGCCACAUUCUGCUGGCGGUGAAGAACGACGAGGAGCUCAACAUGCUCUUGGGUCAAGUCACAAUUUCAGAUGGCGGCGUGGUCCCCAACAUCAAUGUGGCGCUCCUUCCCAAAAAGUCAAAGACCCCAAGAGAGGAAAGCACUGCUAAAGAUGUCCAGUCACAAGAAUUUUAACAGAUUUUGUACAGUUAAUUUUAAUACAAUAAAAUUUAUAAUUUUCUA